CUGACACUUCCUGCACAUGAAUGUUUCGGCAGUAUGAUAUUUGUGUAUCUCUGCCAUAUUUGUGUACAUCUCUCGCAAAUGUGUUAAACAUGACGGCCUGACGCACUGAAUUGGAUCAUACGCGCAGUUGAGGAAGUUUAGUGGAUGACUGGAGGCAAAACGUGAUUGUUUCUUCUCAUUGAUUCAAGAUCAUACAGCACGGAGAUAAAAGGUAUGGGUUAUUCGUCAUAUGUGGGGUUGCCCAGGCGUCUGCACCCCAUUGGCUGAUUCACCAGCAUGUACUGUAGAAACGGCCUAUCAGAUGGCACCAGCAUUAGCUCCGCCUCCUCUGAGGGAAGUGACAGCUCUGUGUCUGUGGACGGCCCGAGCGCUGACUACGUGAAGAGCUACGAUGCUGUCGUGUUCGAUGUGCUGAAAGUGACACCAGAGGAGUUUGCAAGCCAAAUUACCCUGAUGGACGCCCCUGUGUUUAAGGCCAUACAGCCAGAGGAGCUUUCUAGCUGUGGCUGGAACAAAAAGGAGAAACACAGUUUGGCUCCUAAUGUUGUUGCCAUCACACGGAGGUUCAACCAGGUGAGCUUCUGGUUGGUACGGGAAAUCCUGACCGCUCAAACCCUGAAGAUCCGUGCUGAGAUCCUGAGCCACUUCAUCAAAAUUGCAAAGAAACUUCUAGAGCUGAAUAACCUUCAUUCUAUGGUGUCGGUGGUGUCUGCAUUGCAAAGCGCUCCCAUCUUUAGACUGAGCAAGACCUGGGCGCUUAUCAGUCGGAAGGACAAGGCCACGUUUGAGAAGCUGGACUACCUGACCUCCAAAGAGGAGAACUACGCCAGGAUGAGAGAGUACAUCCGCUCCCUCAAGAUGGUGCCAUGUAUCCCCUACCUGGGGAUCUACCUGCUGGACAUGAUUUACAUCGACUCGGCCUAUCCUGCGUCUGACAGCAUCAUUGAGACCCAGCAGAGAACCAAUCAGAUGAACAACAUCCUGCGCGUGAUCUCUGACCUCCAGAUGUCCUGCACAUACGAUCACCUCGUGACCCUCCGGCAUGUGCAGAAGUACUUGAUGUCUGUUCGCUACAUCGAGGAGCUUCAGAAGUUCGUGGAAGACGACAAUUUCAAACUGUCUCUGAAAAUUGAACCAGGGAACAGCUCGCCGCGCAUGGCCACAUCCAAAGAAGAUCUUGCUGGUCCGUCUGAGUUGUCUUUAUUGGUCAGGUAUAAGCGACGGCCCACUUGCCCUGAUACCACUGUGGGGGUUCACAUCCCCACCCCUCCGCCCCCACGCCACAGGAAGAGCCACAGCCUCGGAAACACUAUGAUGUGGCAUUUCAGUUUGGUGGAGAGUAAAAGUGCGACGUUCCCCAUAGAGAAACCACGUCACCUGCUGGACGACAGCUUCCUGGAGUCCCAGAGUCCAGCGAGGAACAACCCACACACCUCAUCUGUGUCCAACGGCGUCUCGAUAGGCAGCAGUCAGAGUUCGUUGUGUGAUGAUCUUCCUCCAGGGCUCCAGAGGGGCCGCAUGAAGGCGACUCUGGGCCCUAACUGGAGGGUUCCUCUCCGCAGCUCCCCCAGAGGACGCAGCCUUGGCCACAGUCCGUCAGUAGCAGAGUCCAGUCUGGCUCAUGGAGAGUCAGGAGGAGUCACGAUGCAGGGACCGCUGAAGAGGAAAACCCUGCUGAAGGAGGGCAGGAAACCCAAGCUCUCCUCGUGGACGCGGUAUUGGAUCACACUUUCUGGUUCCACUCUCUUAUUCCACGAAUCCAAAGCCCUGCGAGCCACAGAACGGAAACAUUACAAGUCUUCGGCGUGUAAGAAAGUGUGUGUUGUGGGCUGGAUGGUGGUGCUGCCGGAUGAUCCGACUCAACCCAACAUCUUUCAGCUCAGCCAUCCUGACAAAGGGAACGUUUACAAGUUUCAGACGAGUGAUCGGUUCACUGCGAUCAUGUGGCACAGACACCUGGACGAGGCCUGUCGCAGGAGAAGACCUCAGAUACCAGCGAAUCUCAUGACGUUUGAGUAAACAGACUUGUGUAACUCUUAAGACAUUUAUAAAGUGCCGAAGGCCUACAGAGAUCGAGAAGAACGUGUUUGGUUCAGCAAAAGGAUGAAGAAAGAGCGAAAACCCUCCACUGAGCCAAAGGACUCGCUCUGAUCCGCUGGCCCUCCACGAGCCCCACGGACACAUCUAACAUCAGGAUGUGUUUCAGAGCCGGACGUGGAGGUGUGCACACUAGUAUUGUCAGGGUUUUGGUAAGGGAGGAACUCAGGUGCAGACAGGAAUCGGGUACACACAGGAUUUAUUUGACAAAAAGGGAAAACAAAAACCCACGAGGGGGAAAACACUGACUAGGAAAAUGACUAAAUAACAAAACAAGACUGGGCAGACAAGAUAAAGACACUUAACACUAACUAUAAACAAACACUCACGGUAUUACAAAGACUUCUUCAGGGAUGACAAUCACAAAUCACAAAUGUGGAACAGUUAGAUGAAACAGUCACAAAUCUCAAUGAACCGACGCAAGACAGAGCACACUAGGAAAGCUAAAUAGGGGGAACAAUCAAGACACGACAGGUGGCACAGAUGGGACAAUCAAGACACGACUAGGUUAACAAGGGGGGCGGGGCAAGGGAACGAGACAACACAAGCACAUGGCCCAAAGGCAAGGCCAUGUGCUUGUACACAAAACACGGGUCUGUCAUGAUCCUGCCUCAAGACUAGGAAAAAUCAAGGACACGAGGGCAGAAUCAUGACAGAACCCCUCCCUUAAGGAGCGGCUUCCAGACGCUCCUCAAGGGAACAUCAACCACGAGACAUGACUGACAUGACAGACUGGGACACCGACACAAACCAACAAGACAUGACAAAUAAUAACAAAGGCAGACAUGAAUACACGACGGCAGGGUUAGGGUGACAAAUCAAAAAAAACAAACAGGGAAGGGGAGGAGGCGGGACCACAAAGUUCAUGGGGGACAGACCAGGGUGAGUGGGUGGGGCAGGAGUUUUAGGAGGACAGGACGAAGGCUGACGACGGGGGGUACGGGCAGGUCUGGGUGGUGAGGGGCGGGGAGGGGUCUCGGGACAACUGGCAGGGGACAUGAUAGGAGCGGACAAGGGACGCGGGGCAACACUUACGGGACGCGGGGCAAGACUUACGGGACGCGGGGAGACGACAGCUGGACACGGGGGGACAACAUCUACUGGACACGGGACGACAACAUCUACUGGACACGGGACAUCUACGGGACACGGGGCAACAUCUACUGGACACGGGGGGACAACAGGACACGGGACAUCUACGGGACACGGGGCCACAUCAACAGGAUACAUGACUUCAUCAGCAGGACACGGGGCAACACUCACGGGACACGGGGAGACGACAUCUACGGGACACGGGGAGACGACAUCAGGACACUCGGGAUUUCUGGGGACAGGGUCGGAGGACAAGACAGGACUGUCGGGGACUUCUAGGAUCCGGACAAGACUAGACAAAUAAUCAGAAAAGGCUUUAGCCGCUAAGACAAUUGGCAUCUCCUUACGAGAUGAGAUACACUGAACUAAAGUCUUUGCUGCAGAGUCGGCCGCGGCACUCUCCUGCGCUCUCACGACUGCCGACUUGCAUACUGCCCUCUUCUUUGCCGGCUCGGGCACGCCAGCGCUCACCGCUGCUGGCUCGGACACGCUCACCGCUGCUGGCUCGGGCACGCCAGCGCUCACCGCUGCUGGCACGGGCACGCCAGCUCUCUCCGCUGCUGGCUCGGGCACGCUCUCCGCUGCUGGCACGGGAACGCCCACCGCUGCUGGCACGGGCACGCCAGCGCUCUCCGCUGCUGGCACGGGCACGCCAGCGCUCUCCGCUGCUGGCACGGGAGGAGACAGGGUCACAGGACCGGCAGGCCCCCUCUUCCUCCUCUUCCUCCUUGGGCGCGGUGCAGAGGCCACAGCUGGGUCAGAGGCGGGUUGGGGGAGUUUGGUCUCGGGCAGGGCAGUCUCGGACGCCGAAGACUCAGAAGUUGACUCCCAUGAAAACCGUCUCCCUCGUUUCAUGGGGAGACUGCUGGCUGAGGAGGGCACCUCAGGACUCUGGGAGGGGCUUGCCUGACCCCCCAGGGUUGCCACGGCCAGGACACGACCCUCAGGGAUCGUUGGCAGCUGGGUAGGUGGAGGGGACCUCUGUGGCUCCUCCUGGGAGAUGCUUUCCCACAGCCGGGCAUAAUUACGGAGGAUCCACUCCCCCUCGGGCGAGUAUGGGAGGGUGACCCCCUUCCUGUCGGUGGGGGAUGACGUCCAGCACUGCCUCCGGAACUCCAACAGGUGUUGGAGCUCGGAGGACCUCCUGCCUGCUGAGUUCCUUCGUGGUCGGUUCAUUCUGUCAGGGUUUUGGUAAGGGAGGAACUCAGGUGCAGACAGGAAUCGGGUACACACAGGAUUUAUUUGACAAAAAGGGAAAACAAAAACCCACGAGGGGGAAAACACUGACUAGGAAAAUGACUAAAUAACAAAACAAGACUGGGCAGACAAGAUAAAGACACUUAACACUAACUAUAAACAAACACUCACGGUAUUACAAAGACUUCUUCAGGGAUGACAAUCACAAAUCACAAAUGUGGAACAGUUAGAUGAAACAGUCACAAAUCUCAAUGAACCGACGCAAGACAGAGCACACUAGGAAAGCUAAAUAGGGGGAACAAUCAAGACACGACAGGUGGCACAGAUGGGACAAUCAAGACACGACUAGGUUAACAAGGGGGGCGGGGCAAGGGAACGAGACAACACAAGCACAUGGCCCAAAGGCAAGGCCAUGUGCUUGUACACAAAACACGGGUCUGUCAUGAUCCUGCCUCAAGACUAGGAAAAAUCAAGGACACGAGGGCAGAAUCAUGACAAGUAUGUGGUACAGUGGGAAGACAGGUGAAUCUGGACCCUUACAGCUCCAUCAUGUCUUCACAAUGGAGACUUUUGCAUCUCUAGGUGUUUGUGUGGCUUCAGUGAAGUACAUUGAAGUACAUCAGAAGCUCGAGAUGGGAUUUUUGUGCUGAUAUAAGUGAGUUUCAGUGUGAAAGAGAAAUCAUGCAGCCUGUAGCAUAUAAGAAUAAAAAGCCAAACGGACGUGCAUUUGCUCCUACAAAGAGCCGUAACAAAACAAACCACCGAUGAAGACCUAAACCAGCUAAUGAGACUCACUGGUUAAGAGCCGUUUAGUUACAGACUAAUCAUACGGUGAUUUUUAUUUCUGGUUAAUGUUAUGAUGCGAUGAUGCUGCUUGAAGGAGGUUUGUGUGACUCGCUAACAUCAGGGAUUUCUGUUUUAGUCGUUUUAUACUGAUGAAAGCUUGUUUUGGGCUUUAAGUAUCAGAUUAUUAGGCCUUUCCUGUCAAAUGAAGGUUUUUUCACAACUUAAACCAGCUGAAACAUGUUGUGCAAAAGCAAAAUGUUUGUGUUAGUCACAUCUGAUAGUGUUCUUUGUACAUUAAUGAGACAAUAGCAUUUUUAAAACACAAGCUUAUUUCUAUUCAGCCCAUCUCACAAAAACAAGAACUGCUUUUUGAUAUUUUAGAAAAAAUCCUAAACAUUCACUCUGACUUACAGGGCAAAUCUCACGAAACCCGUCAAAAACUGUCCCUUUCACAUCUUACCCCAAAAUGAUUCGAACGAAAUUAGUUUAAUAAUAUUUUGCUUAAAGAAAAUUAAGCCUGUUUUUAUGAUUUUUUUGUGUUUUUGACAUUAUUUUCAUGACAAUUAAACACAUUUAACCCUCAAAUUCUCAUUUGUGUAAUACAAAUAUUAUCACAUUAUUUACAUUUUCAGUAUUUAUAUUUCAUGGCCAUAUUUAUUGAACUUCCUUUCAUUUAUGCAUGAUUGUUUUGUUUUUUUAUAAAUGCACUUUUUAUAUUUUAAUACAAUUAAACUGUGCUUAAAAUGUAAUUGAAAGUAAUGUCACAAGCUUUAAACCAAAUACAUAAGAAUGGGUUCAAUUUUCUUCAUGCAAAACAUAAUUCCUUUCCUUUUUUCAUUAUUUACUCGCUCUCAUGUCGUUUAAACCCGUUUGAUGAUUUAUUGUCUGUGAAACACGAAAGGAAAUUUUUUUUAAAAAGUUUCUUCAUGCAACUUUUUCCAUACGAAGACAAUGAAACUGAUUUGAAAAAAAAAGUGCAUUAACAUUGUUUAAAACUCUUGAUAGUGAUUACUAGUCUUUGUUGAGAGUAUUAUUUCUCUGUAUGUGAAUUCAGCUUUAAACAGGCCACAGUUUUUCUUGAAGACGAAACACACACAUGUACAGCUGCACUGCAUCUAUGUUAUGUUCGUUUGUGCUGGAACUGUGAAUGAACUCUUGUUAUGUUGCCACGUAAAUAUGAUGCUAAAUUAUUUCUUGUUUGCCGUCGUGGUACACUGCUGUUUAUCAUCUAAAAGGCUGUACAAACAUUAAACUCCAGUGAACACACUA
Molecule: messenger RNA, 6441 nt
Organism: Carassius gibelio (silver crucian carp)
Lineage: Eukaryota; Metazoa; Chordata; Actinopteri; Cypriniformes; Cyprinidae
Product: ras-specific guanine nucleotide-releasing factor RalGPS1
Exons: 20
Coding region: 277-2019 (580 amino acids)
Biological process (GO): Ras protein signal transduction; positive regulation of GTPase activity
Cellular component (GO): plasma membrane
Molecular function (GO): guanyl-nucleotide exchange factor activity
Source: RefSeq, a predicted model, not a curated record